AUGAAGCUCUCUUGCAUCGUGCUAGGAUGUGGCAUGGUAGCUCUCCUUGAUCCGGUAUACGGCUGGCCUGGAAUGGGAAAGACGAUGAGCGAUCUUGCUCGAAGAAUAGCUCAGGAUACCAACGACGAUGGAGAUGCUACACCUGUCCUGAUUGCAGACCUGAAGAACGGCAUUACCUCUCCAGUCGGCCAGAGUAUAGCCAACAUUCUGCCAAGACAGGAAGAUGCGCAGGCUGUUUCCCCGCCUGGAGUACUCUCCAGCAAGGCUUGCAAGGCUGACACUUGCUGCGUUUGGUACUACGUGUCUGCUGCUCUGACUGCUGCUUUCAAGGGCCCAACAGGUCGAUGCAACGAGAUCGCCCGACAAGCGAUUAGACUUGGAUUCCAUGAUGCUGGAAUUUGGUCGCAGUCGAACGCAGCAGCAGGACAGGACUUCGGUGGUGCGGACGGCAGCAUCCUCCUAUCGUGCUCUGAGAUCAGUCGCCCGGAGAACAGUGGACUGCAAGGCAUUGCUGCACUGGCAAAAGCAACGACGAAGUCUUUUGGUGUUGGUUACGCCGACCUGAUCCAAUUUUCAGCCAUUCACGCCGUAGUUACCUGCCCUCUUGGUCCGCGGAUACGCGUGUUUGUCGGCAGGAAAGAUAGCUCUACACCAGCCCCGAAUGGACUCCUCCCCGGUGUCAACGACAGUGCCGACAAGCUAGUCGCUCUCUUCCAAGAUAAGACUAUCCCACCGCACGAUCUCGCGGCCCUCGUAGGUGCACAUACUACGAGCCGUCAAUUCUUUGUGGAUACAACGAGGAAAGGAGCCCCGCAAGACGGCAUUCCCGGUAUAUGGGAUACGCUCAUCUACAAUCAGACUGUCGGCACAGGCCCGCUCCCCAAGCAAGUGCUACGUUUCAACAGCGAUCUCGUGCUCUCCGUAGAUCCACGAUUGAACGAUGAGUGGCUGAAGUUGGAGGCCCAGGUGGACAAACCCACUGGGAUGAGGACUACGCCACAGCCUACACUCGCUUGAGCCUGUUAGGCGUGAACAAUAUCAACAAUCUAACAGAGUGCAGCAAGGUGAUGCCGGCUGCACAACCGACCUUUAAGGGAGCUGGCGACUUGUUGAUUACCGAGUAAAAGCGGAGCAUUCGGGAGGAGGAGGCUUGGCGGGUUUGGCGUUGAUACAAAUGACUUCUCCAGGAUUUGUUCGUGGGUCUUAUUACUUUUUGAGGGGCUGCUGCUUGCUUGAUACCCAAUGGACGGAUAUAUCCGACUUGUAAUAUGCAUCAGCUGGAGGGAUAGCGAUUGUGGGGAGAUUAAAAAUUAUACAGAGGUGC
This is a messenger RNA of Mytilinidion resinicola, 1324 nucleotides long. RefSeq names its product heme peroxidase. The record is from RefSeq and is a predicted model, not a curated record. Bases 1 to 1017 code for a protein of 338 amino acids. The transcript has 4 exons. Gene Ontology annotation, biological process: cellular response to oxidative stress; response to reactive oxygen species; hydrogen peroxide catabolic process. Lineage: Eukaryota; Fungi; Ascomycota; Dothideomycetes; Mytilinidiales; Mytilinidiaceae. Gene Ontology annotation, molecular function: peroxidase activity; heme binding.